This is a messenger RNA of Aspergillus welwitschiae, 2708 nucleotides long. Its product is annotated as putative RNA binding protein Ligatin/Tma64. Gene Ontology annotation, molecular function: translation initiation factor activity. The coding region runs from base 86 to 2065 and encodes 659 amino acids. Lineage: Eukaryota; Fungi; Ascomycota; Eurotiomycetes; Eurotiales; Aspergillaceae. The transcript has 3 exons. Gene Ontology annotation, biological process: formation of translation preinitiation complex; translational initiation. The record is from RefSeq and is a predicted model, not a curated record.
CUCCAUUCCUACUGGCGUGGGCUGCAUGGAUUAUAUUGCCAUUUGAUACUCGUCUAUCGGAGCACUGCACCCUCGUUCCUCCAUCAUGUUCAAGAAGAAGCCCACGAUCAAGAACCUUUCUCCCCUGCGGUCUUCCGACCGUCGGAAGAUUGCCGAUCAGAUAAUCAGAGAUUACAAGAUCGAGGUCCCGCAAAGUGCGCCAGUUGAAACCAGCGGCGACGACUCAGCUCCAGGCGCAUCCAACUCAACGGCGCCAAACCUCACCUCCAUCCGAAAUGCCUUACUUCCCGAGGAUUGCUUGACCGCACGCUUUACUACGACCGCCGGGCCCCAGCUUCGCGAAGUACAAGGGACAGUGUAUGUUGGAACACAUCCGGGGGCCGACGAAAGGAUCCUGUGGUUCAGAGUCGACCAUGGGCCCGGCGCCGAUGGACGCCUCUACCCUACGGUAUAUACACUUUGGCACAACCCAGAUCUGGUGCCACUGCUCCAUACUCCACAAAUGGUCAUGCAGAAACUGCACGGAGGAGCAGACCUGAUGACUCCGGGUCUGGCCAAUGACCCGCCUUUCGACGAGCGUGCCGUCAAGGGCGCAGUGGUUGCUGUCGCUAGUCUGAACAGGCAUACGGUACCAUUGUUUGUGGGCGUGUGUGAGAUUGACAUCUCUGCACUUGGAGAGGUUCAGGGUACGAAGGGACAUGCUGUUCGGGGUCUGCACUGGGAAGGCGAUGAGUUGUGGGCUUGGAGCUCGUCUUCCAAGCCGGGUCAGCCCGCUCCAGAAUAUCUAGAGGGGUGGGAUGAUGAACUGGAAGAGGACGAAGAUGUAGGAGAGAUUGAAGAGGGAGUGCAGGGCCUAGCAGUAGGAGGUGACGAUGCAGUUCAAGCAACUGGAGGCGAGGAAGCAUCAGAUGAGGCGCCUGAUGUCCCGCAGGAGGAGGCACCUGAAGUUGAAGAGAAGGAGCCCACAACCAAAGAGAUUGACGAGGCUUUCGAAAAGGCCUUCCUCUACUCCCUCUACAAGCUCAAGCAAGAUAAUCCAUCUGCUACCAACCACGGUCUAUCUCUACCUGUCCAACCAUCUGCUCUGAUAUCAAACAUGAUCACACCCCACCUGCCCAUAUACACUGCCAAGCAAGCCCAAUACUAUCAAAUCAAGAAGACCAGCUGGAAAAAUGUGAAAAAGUUCAUCAAAUAUCUGGACAAGCAGCGCCUGGUCAAGUCCAAAGACCGCAACGGCCAAGAGACCGUCAUCCUCGACGUGGACUUCAACGACCAUCGUGUUGAACAGUUCAUCCCUUACAGACUCCCAUCCAAGAAUACCGUUGAGAACGCAGGAAAGCCUGCCACUCAGGCAAAUAACGCCAAAACCGCAUCUACACAGAGCGGUGACCCCUCAGUCGGCCAAACCCUGACCGUGCAGACUGUAUAUCGCCCAACCAACAAACUCACGCCAACCAUCUUCCCUGCUCUAUCCAGCACCCACCCCAGCAACUACUACAAGUACACCGACAUCUCCACUCACCUCGACCAAUACAUCCAAUCUCAAAAUCCCCCACUCGUCGACCCCAAAAACAAACGCAUCAUCACCCUCAACCCCUACCUCGCCAACACCAUCUUCACCUCUUCCUCCGCCGAUGACAAAAGCACUCUCGCCCGCGGCAAGACCACCCGCGACGGCCUCCUCAAGCGUCUCAUCGAUGACCACUCCCUCAUGACAGCCCACUACGUCAUCCUACGGCCAGGUCAAACCCUCUCCGACGUGAAGCCCAAAGCAGGCGCCGCCCCCAAGGUCAACGUAAUUCUCGAACGCCGCACCGGCUCCAAGACCGUCACCAAGGUCUGGAACCUCGAAGUGUUCGGCAUCAUCCCUAGUCUUCUGGCCGAAGAGCUGCAGAAGAAGUGUGCUAGCAGCACCAGCGUGACGCAGGCUACUGGCGCGCCGAAGGGCGUUAUGGAGGUGCUUGUCCAGGGAGACCAGCGACGCGCGUUAGAGACGGCGUUGGUGAGACGUGGGUUGAGGACGCAGUGGAUUGAUGUUGUGGAUAAGACGAAGAAGAAGAAAUAAGCAAUCGGGAUAAAAAGGGCUGAAAGAGUGAUGGUUUUACAUAUGUUACCGUUCUAUACGUGCAGUAGUUGAUGGAUAUAUGUGCAAACCUGGCUAUUGCCCUCGAUAUCUCUACUACUUGGAAGGAACUCAAGUAAUGUAGCUCUGGGUAUCACUAGUUGUGCACUGCAUUAGUAUAGGGUGCUGCUGCUAAGCAUUGUAAUUCCAUCAUAUAACCAGUCGCAAUUUUGCUUACCUAGUUCUGUUUCUAGCCUUGUCAUGGAUUCUUUACAAUGGCAUACUCACCAGCCAGAAAGAGGAAACUAAAUGGUAAAGAUGGAUUCCAGAACAUUCUAUUUCGAGUAUCUAGAAUGUAAUAUCCACCGAAGAAAGAAAACCGAUCAAUAAGAAUAACCCUUAAAAGGAGAAAAAAAAAAUAAUGAAAUUAUACAACGCCAUUAUGGUACUAUGGUCUUCAAAGUCCGGGGGUAGUAAUUCGAGCCAAAGUCAUGCUUUUUGUAUCCCAUCCCUUAUUCCCAUUUUCUCUCGAAGCAACGAAUAAAUAAGCAACUGUUGUCCUUGAUGAGAAUUGCAACUUUUCGUUUUUUUGAUUUAGAUGACGUUAUUUCGUUUACUCCUUGGCGUCCACCUUCUUGGCCGGGUG